AUAAACAGUAAUCUAAAACGUAGCUUUUUGUGGUGUAUCUCCCCCGUGUAUUUGUGUCUUUUUUUCAGUGUUUUCCAGGCAAUUGAAUGUGCUAAUUGAUACCAAUCGUACCAGCAAUUACAAACUUCUGAAGGAAUUUUCAAGUUGUACUUUGACAGCGCCAGUCAGUUUCGAUCGCUUUUUCCAUAAGCUUUCAGCGUUUUUAGUUCGACACCACACGGGACGAGACUCUCAACAGCAAGCGAAAAAAAAAGAAGAAAAAUCCAAAUUCAAAACGACAUAAAGAGAAAAUAGAAACAAAAAAUCGACUUUCAUUUCAUUUAUCGAGCUUCCUUUCCCAUUCAUAAACGCAACACACCACAUUUCAACGUCCAGCGGACACACACGGAUUAAUUCCAUACACGAAGCAGAAGAAAAAAAAGUGUUGAAGAGUAACAAAUUUCAGUUCAGUUAAAACGUGAAGCAAAACGCCAAGGGCGAAUAUCUCAUCACAUUGGAUAUAAUUGGAUACGAAUAGAGAAAAAACGCUAACGAAGGAACGAAUUUUUGAAGAAACCACACAGUAAUAGUUGAAAAUAAAUAUGUUCUCCGGAUUAACGAAUCAAGUCAGCUCAUGGAUGGGCAACGUAAAGGGCGAGGAAGGUGAUCCAGCCGCACAAGGAGUUGCCGAACCAGGACAAAGUGAAAUUGCCGCCGAUGCUGGCGAACAAUCAUUCGAAAAUGUUCCAGUUGGCGAGGAAGGUGAAGCCGCUGCAACUAGUCCAACCAAAGGGGCUGGCGUAUUUUCAAGUUUUCAAUCGAAAGUGAGCGGAUGGGUACCGUCAAUGCCUACAGUGUCGAUGCCUGCAAUGCCAAAUGUAUCACUUCCCAAUGUUGCUUUGCCAAAUAUGCCAAACAUUCCCGGUUUGAAAAAGAACAGCACAAGCGCUGACACCGAGGGCGCCGUUGAAGCGGCUGAAAAUUUGGACAACGCAACCGGUGGCGGUGGUGAUGAUGAUGAGGACCGAUCUAGGUAUAUCAGUGCAACCGAAGGUGCAGAUUCACGUCCAGCUAGCGGCCCAGGAACCCCAUCCGAUGAGAAGGGUGGACAAGUUGGCAUGGUCACAACGAAAGUUACACAAGGUGCAAAGAACUUUGGAUCAUUCUUGUAUUCAGCUGUCAACAAAGCGAGCUCAAAAAUUAAGGAAACAGUCAAAGAUAACAACAUUCUCGGUGAGUUUAACAAAGAGCAGGAAGAAUUCAUUAAGAGCCAACAAGGCAUUCAGAGUGGCAUGGUACCAUGGGCUGGACAUCAAAAUGAGGAAAAAGUCAAAGAAGAAGUAUUGGGAUUGUCAUCGGAUCGUCGGAAUUUCGUUCGUGCACCACCAGCUGGAGUAGAUUUCGAAUUCAAUUAUGAUUUGUCAUAUCCAACAGCCGUUGCAAUUAUGACCGAAGAUUCGCAAUUAGAGAAGAUGCGCUUCGAUUUGGUCCCUAAAAUCAUCACCGAGGAGCAAUUUUGGCGAAAUUACUUCUAUCGCGUAUCGUUAAUUUGUCAAGCAUCCGAUCUGGGAACGUUAGGGGCACAAGAAAGUGAAAAUGAAGAAUCUCUUAACUAAUUGAAAUAUCAGAGAAUAAUCUGAAUUUAAAGACAAAAAUCAUCAAUAUUGCAUUGUAAUUACUAACAACAACAACCAAAAAAAAAUAAAUAAAUUUAAAUAAUCACAAAACAACAACAGCAACAGCAACAGCAACAACCAGACAAAGAAUAAUUAAGCAAUUCUAUUUGAAUUAUCGUCAAAAGUGGACAUUGUAUCCGUAUUUUUAGAAGACUAAAUGGCAUUGAAUAUGCGGAGAAAAUCGAAAUUAAUGGAACAGGCAGAUUUUUUUUUUUUGUUUCGGUCAUGUGUAAUUAACCGGAUCGAGAGUUCAAUUGGUUCUCAUUUGUAUAGUGAACAACACAAUUCAUACCAUUUAUUUUGUAAAGAUCAACAUCAAUUUUGAGAUAUAACACAAAUUGAACACAUGUAACUAAAACCAGCAUACACACGCAUAACCAAAGCAAAUAUCAGUAACAACAACAAGAAACCAAAAAAAAAAAAACUAGUAGGCAAUAAUAUAUUCAAUGAGAUCUUUUGCAUAAAUUGCGCGCGCGUUCGCACUUAUUUAUUUUUUUCGGCCAUUCUUUACUAUGAAAGCAAUUUUUAGUGCAUUCCAGAGCAUAAUCGAUCGCUUUUUUGCGCAAACCAACGCCUAAUUGAAACAAAAAAAAAAGAAACAGUUUGAAUGUUUUUUUUUCGUUUUAGAUUGUUGAUAAUAAGUGAUAUGUUUUCGUUUCGAUCAAGCGAUCACAGUUUAAAUUGUUUAGACAUACAAAGAAGAUAAAAAAAAUAUGUUGUGAUUGUUAUAUCCAAUAGUUGAGACAUUGGACAAUUCCCAUUGAUUCACUCCUCCCAAAAUAAAACCAGAAACUAAUUGUUUUUCCCAUCGAAACACGAGUUAAUUCGGCUUAACGACGCUAGAAAAUAAAAAAAAAAACGGGGGCCGUGGCAUAUUACGGAUAUAUUAAUUUCCAUUGCACUUGUUAUUGAUUCAGAAAGGAAACGAUAUCAGAUCGCGCGACGAAUGUAUACUAAAAGAAAGAAACCAUUUAUUUACUCCAAACCAGUUGCAAUCGAUGUUUUUUUUUUUCGUUCUUGCUGUGUAUCCCAACCACGUUCACCAAUCUAUUUCGAUUUUUAAUGAAAUUUUACUAAUAAUUGAGAGUAAGGAUAGUCUUUAAAAAUAAAUUACAAUCCAGUCAAAAUGAUUCUGUAUUAACAAAGCCACAUACAAUUGCAAACGAACCAUUUCCUAUCGGCAGAAAUACUCGAAAUUUAAUUGAUGCCGCGGCGCAUUAAUAGGCUACUUUACUUUCAUGUUUUGCGAACAGAUUUAUACAUAAAUUUCCGCUAAUGCGCCUAAUGUAAAAGAAAAAGUUCCCGUUCGUGUUUCGGCUUCGUCUCUAUUAUUUUGUAAAUUGCAUUUUCGAGGCGAUUUCUGUACAAAACGGCAAUAAAUUGGAAUCAAGCUCAAAGUUAUCGGAUACGUUCACGUUUCAGUUUUUGAUUUUAUUUGAAUGAAUGUUUUGUGGUAGAUAAUGUCUAUAUAAUUAACCCUGGAACACGUGCAAACUAGAGAUUAAAGAUGGCAAAAAAGCCGCUUUAUCCAUUUCUUUUUUGUGGUUGGUCGUAAAGAAAGUCUUUUAAAAAUGUUGAUCCAUAACAACCACAAUACUUUCGAUAUUUUAGCUAAAAAUGGAUUUAAAAUGAAGUUAUUUGAAAAGUAAGGUGUUCAACUGAGAGAACAAAAUAAGGACGAUGAAUGGUACUUUUCAUUUGCUAAGCAACGCAACGAUGAAAUGUCUAACAAAAAAUACCAGCUAAAUGUUCCUGUUUUCUCAUUUUCAUGUGUAAAAUGGUGUUGUAACAAAAACCAACCAAAAGAAAAAACUUCAAAAUCAAACCCAAAAAAAAAAUGCAAACUCUACUUAUUAUUCAAACCGAAUAUUUAUUAUUCAUUGUAUUCUAGAGAGAAAUAAAAACCAAAACAAAACUAUGGAAAACUCCGUUGCAUAUAAAAAAAAAAGCCACAGCUUUUACAUAUAUUAUAAUUACAAUUGAAAUUUAUAAAAUCUAGUGAGAAAAAAAAAGAAAAUAUCUUUAAACAAACAAAUACGUUACUCUAAUAGAUAUUUAUUCAAGAAAAUAACAAAAAAAAACAUCAAGUGAACAGAAAAAUAAAAUUUGAACAUAUACAUAAACAAAUCUAUUAAAUUCUAUCAAACUUUACCAAACAAACAAAAAAAAAUAUUUUUUGUCUUUCGCUAUUUCUACGUUUCUGUGUGUUAAUUUUUAACCCUUUGUUAAAUGUGUCCACACUUCUCCAAAUCGCUUUCUGUACAUGUAAACCAAAACCAAGCCAUAUUGUGUGUGCAUGCUGAAGGUAUGUGAAUGAAUGCGAGAAAAUGUUUCGAUGAUUUCAGUCAAUUUGAUUUCCAGUUUUUUUUUUCUUUCAAUUUCCCUUCACCUGGACACAAAGUGAAUGCACACAAUGAAAGAAAUGUCCAUUUUCAUUUAGAAAUGAUGAUGAUGAUGAUGACACUGACAAGUCGAUGUACUUCCAAAUCAUUUUUAAGCACCGAAACGAAAAUAAUUUGUUGGAAAUGCUGGAACAUUUCUCACACACACACAAGGCUAUAUAUCUCCCGCUGUCUCUGUUUAACUCAAUUGAUUUUAUUCGGCUCUUAUUCCAUGUAAAUAUUUACUUUAGACACCUCCUUUAAACGGCAUCCAACAGCAAUCAUCAAAUGGCUAUCGAACGCGUAACACCUCUUUUCUUCUCUUCUUUUCCGGCUUUUCUGUUUUCUUCUGAGCAAAAUGAAAGCGAACAUUUUCGCUUGAAAAACUCUUGCAAUUUUUCCUAUGUGUGUGUUCGUAUGGCCAUUGUGAUGUUCGUGUCAUGGAUGUGGGUUAUGGGCCUUCUCUAAAAUAUAAACAACAACAACAAAAUAAUAAAUAACAAAAACCAAACGAUUGUCAACCAUUUGAUUUUAGAAUUUGAAAGUGAAUGAGUGUGGUUUGUAUAAAUUAAAUUUAGUAGAUCAAAAUGAAACGCAUCAAAUGUAUUUAAAAGAGAGCAACCAAAAAAUAAAAUGCAAUUUUAUGGAAACGAAAUAGGUACGGAGAAUAGAGCAAAUGAAUACAAAUUGAAUUCUUUAACAAAAAAAAAAAAAAAAAACAGACUACUAGUUAAUCUAAAUGUGCAUUUAAAAAAACAAUUUGAAGAAGAAAUUUAUAUACAAAUAUACAAAAAAAAAAGUAUUACAUCAUAUAUUAUACAAAAAAAAAGAGAGAAGUGAAUGCAAACAUGCAAACAAUAAAAGAACAUUUAUUAUUGUAAUCGAAACAAACAAAAAAAAAACAUUUUAAAAAAAGACAUUCAAACUAUUCAGUGAGAUGAAAUUAAGAUUUAGCAAAUCGAAAUUGUGAAUAGGGACAGAAAAAAAAGACAAAAUGGAAAUCAAUCACAAACAAACAACAACAACAAUUGUGUAAAAUUCAUCAUCAGGUACUCUUCUAGGUUUGUUCACUUUGUUGCUACUUGGACAAUCGAAUCGUUUCCUUGUGGCCGAUAAAAAAAACAACAACAACAACAUCACCCAAAAACACUAUCAAAUGACAUUUUAAUUCAUAUUUAGAACGUAUGACUCUCUCUCUCUCUUUCUCUCUCACUUUCCGUGCCGAAAUAAUGUUUGCGUUGGAUCUUCUGGUUGAGCUGAUAAUCGUAGCAAUUCCAAGCACAACUUACUUUACGUUGAAAUGGACGGUUUUUUCUUUCGUUUUGGUAUCUUUUUCUUUGAUAGCGGGAUGGAGCGAUGUAAAUCUGGAAUCUAUCCAUUUUCGAAAUACAAAAAUAGAACACCUUUCCCAUUUUCCCGAUAUCGAUUUCGAAAAAACACAUUCAACAGAAAAAAAAAAAUGAAAUGAAAAGAAAAACGGAAUCGAAAACACUGCCACUUAAUGCGAUUUUAUACACUAUUGUAGCUCUAUAUUUCUUUGAAACAUAUGAACAACAACAACUACAACAAAAGAAAACAGUCAAUAAGUUUCGUAGAAACCUUCAAGAAAACGAAAACGCACAACUCGUAAUUUUUCUAAAAAACAAUCCGCGCAUCAAUUGGGAUAGUACUAUUAAAUCAUGUUUAUUGAAUUGGGUAUCAUUUGGGAAAAAAAUUGUGUUGUUUCUUUUUUUCCUUUCCUGAAUUCUGAUGACAAAAAAAAGAAGAAAACCGUUGACUUGUUGACAUUUUGUUCCGCAUCCAUCCCGCUAUUCGAGCCAUCGAUGGCUUAUUAUAAUUUCCAUAUCAUUCGAAAGCCUGAUGCCUAACACGGCCGAUUCAAGGCAAGUUGUGCACUUCACUUUUAUAUAUCGGAUGGGGGCGGUAAACAUACCACACAUACACACGCAGAUUCACCAUAGUUUCCGGCUGUUUUUUUUUUCUUUCUUGUCGCUUGUAAUUUUCAACAUGUGAAAAUUGAUAUGUGUUUACAGAAGAGCAAUGGGAAAAAGAGUUGGACAAUGAAUUGCAGGAAUUCGAAUUGGUUGGCGAUAAUGGUGCAUCCAAUAAUGACGAUGCCAAGAGUGAUGAUUGGGAGAAAGACGCAGAUGGCUUACUUGACGACGACGAAGAAGACGAAGAAGAUCUUAAAUAAGAAAGAAGUACAUUCAAUACCAAUGUCAAUAAUAUUAAUAAUAGUUUUGCUUCUAACUGGAACGAAAUUCUCGUCUUAGUUCAAGAAGAAUUUUCCUUGAAUUUAAUUCGUCUAUUUGUAGAUUUUCACCAACAAUUUAUGUGGAAUUCGUAGGCUUUUUUUCUCUUUAUGUAAAUUAAACACUUUCUUUCGUAGAGCUUGUAUUUUAUUUCAAGAAAAAAAUUUGAUUCGGUGAGCCUAUCCAAUUUUCAAAAAAACACAUUAACGCUCCAAAUCAUCAUUUUCAUCAUCAAUAUGGCAACCAAACUCACAUCAUUCGAUCUGAACAUGCAGAGUGAUGAAGAUGAAGAGAGAGAGAGAGACAGAGAGAGAAAUCUAUCAAGAAUAUAACAAAUAGACAAGUAAACAAACAAAUAAAAUUUCAAAAAACUAAAAAUUGUACUUAUUUGUGACUAAGUAAGAAAAAAAAAUAUUUUGAAUUCAAGACAAACUAUGCAAAAUGUGUAGACAAGAUCGAAGCAUCUCGCAUUUAAAUCGUCGAGCCCAACCACGACAUAAGCGCGCAUAAGUGACAAAUUAUAAUGUAAUUAUAAAAGGAAAUUCAAUAAAAAUCAAUAAACCAAAGCAUUAUUUGCGGUAAAUAA
This is a messenger RNA of Sitodiplosis mosellana (orange wheat blossom midge), 6874 nucleotides long. RefSeq names its product synapse-associated protein of 47 kDa (gene Sap47). Gene Ontology annotation, cellular component: synapse; cytoplasm. The transcript is spliced from 9 exons. Lineage: Eukaryota; Metazoa; Arthropoda; Insecta; Diptera; Cecidomyiidae. The record is from RefSeq and is a predicted model, not a curated record. Bases 582 to 1595 code for a protein of 337 amino acids.